CGUAAAGAAAGGAAACGGGGUUGCUUUGCUUUAACUUUGAGAAGCGAAUUCUGCUGCCACGUAUGAUUCCCUGUUUGACAGUUGUAAAUAUAAGAAGGGAAGUGUGCACUCGACAUUUGUUCAUCAUCCUACACAUAAAGCUUCAGUCCUUCAUUCCCUUCUCACAGCUCUCGCCCUUUCCCUUUCUCCCUCCAAUCUCUGAUUCGAAACAGGGGAACGAAGGAAGAAGGGCCAGGAAAUGGGGAAGCUGCCGAAUUUGGGACACCUUUUCAUGACCAUCUUUCUCAACAACUUCUCAUCGUUCAUGGUGCUUCCGGCCAUCACCGACGUCACCAUGGCCGCACUUUGUCCCGGUCAAGACGAGUGCUCCUUCGCAAUUUACCUCUCUGGCUUCCAACAAGCUGUAAGUCCACAUUCUCCUCCUAGCUACUUCCUUCCUUCGCCCCGUAAUUCGAACCGAAGUUAAUUAGCUCCUAAGCAUCAAAUUUGAGAUUCUGUUAGAAGCACAAUCUCUAAUUUAGUUCAAAUGUUGGCCGCAAUAGCACUUUUAAACAGACAUGCAGACUCUGUUUUCACAAUCAACCGUGGGAUACAAGAAACCCCAAUAAUUUGGUGAUGUUCCGUUUUCGUAUUACCACUAGAUCAACCUCUCGAGAUGAUUACAACGGAAACUGGGUUUGCUAUAGUGAAGUAAUGGGGUUCUCAGGGUGGCAAUGGUUCUGUGUGAGAUUCAGAUUCCUCGUCGCUGUUAUGAUUCAGUCGAGAAAUUUCGCCGUGGUUUCUCUGUCUAGGUGUCUAUUAGGACGAUGGUGGGAUUUUUUUCAUGUUUUGUUUUUUUGGCGUUAUUAGCUCGCAUAACCAACCGCCGGCCCAAAUUCCGGACCCCACUUUCCCCAGUAUUCUUCUUCUUCUUCUCCCACCACCUAAAGCCACAUCGUGCCAUACCAUCUGAUGUGGGUAAAUUCUUUUUUUACCUGUUUGGUAAAAAAGGGUCCAAACCCAGUAAAGCAGAGUCACAGUCUUAUCGAAAUAAAGAAAGGUAAAAAGGAUAAUUAAAAAAAAAGGGGGGAAAAGGAAAGCCAGCCCAAAGUAGUGAAUUGCCAAACCCGAACCCAAAGUUGAAUAAAGGCCCAAUACCGAAAAGAAAAAGGGUGAAAAACCCAGCCAUAAGAAGAACGAGGAGAGGGAGUGGUGUUGUCACUGUUGUGGAAUUCCUUGCUUGCUUGAGUCUCAUCUUGCCUUUCGGCAGCUGCUUCGGCUGCAAUGCAAGAUAGGGUAUGGUGGGAUUUUCAUUGGAGUUUGCUUUCGUCACAAGGAAGCACCAAGGGCAUCUUUUACUUUCGUUCCACAUCGCUCUCGCUCAGUGUCAUCAUCCCCCACCCCCUCUGUUACUUCGAGGGUAAACUUUUAUGAAUGAGGUGAUACUUAUAAAAAUGUAGGGUUAUUUGUAGGUCUCGCCAUGAAUACAACCCAUAAAUGUUUGAAUUUAACGGUAGAAUUGGUAAUUGUAACAUCUCAAUUCUCAGCUCAACUUUUUUUCUUUUUUUGUCCUGAUAAAAAUAUUAUAUGUUUCGGGUCUAGUCCAAAGCACACUCGUGCUUUUGUGCUUCAUGAUGAAAUCCUAAGAGGUCACCUAUUUUUUUGCAUUAUUUUCAUCUCUUAGCAUGUUUAACCUUAAGAGUUCUUUCAAAAACUCUUCCACUUCGCUGCAAAAUAGGUCCUAUAAGUUAAUGUUAAAUUAUUAUUUAUUGUCCAUAAAUCUCUCUCGUAGUCAAAAUGAGAUUAGUGUAACAUAUCACAUCUAAUGUUUUGGAUAUGGUAGCACUCAUUACAUGUAUAGGACUAGGUACGGUAACAUGAGAAUGACAACAUUUACAUUGUAAAUUUGAUUUCUUUUUUUCUUCUUCAGUUUUAUCUACAACUCAUGAGGGUUAAAGGUAUCUACUAUCUGCACUACUUCUCACAAGUCCAAAAUGAAUCAUAUGUCGACGUAUGGGCAAUUUCUUCAAUUGGGUAGAUGAGAUAUUUUUACUCACUAAGAAACAAGUGGGGAAUUA
Molecule: messenger RNA, 2057 nt
Organism: Linum trigynum
Lineage: Eukaryota; Viridiplantae; Streptophyta; Magnoliopsida; Malpighiales; Linaceae
Source: the annotation of a GenBank genome assembly